Messenger RNA from Lathyrus oleraceus (garden pea), 778 nucleotides. RefSeq lists its product as uncharacterized. NCBI's taxonomy places the organism in Eukaryota, Viridiplantae, Streptophyta, Magnoliopsida, Fabales, Fabaceae. Gene Ontology annotation, molecular function: RNA binding; translation initiation factor activity. Gene Ontology annotation, biological process: translational initiation. The transcript is spliced from 4 exons. The record is from RefSeq and is a predicted model, not a curated record. The coding region runs from base 181 to 708 and encodes 175 amino acids. Gene Ontology annotation, cellular component: nucleus.
AAGGUUAAUUGUUUAAAAAACUGACACUUUGUAAAGUCUGAGUUCUUCCUUUUCGUUAAACCUAGCAGCCGCAAAUUCAACGACGCCGUUUGUUCCUAUUCUGAUUUUUCAUCUGUACUUCACCAUCUCUUCUCUUUCUACUUUCAUUCUCCAGAUUCGUUAUAUCAAUAUUUUGUGGCCAUGAAAGGAGGAAGGAAGAAUUUGAAAAGAGCCUCAGAGGAAAAACAUGUAACUCUUGGAGAUGGCCAAUGCAUCAUGCAAGUCGUCUCUCUUCGAGGCUCCAAUCUCAUUGAGGUUAUGGAUGCUAGCGGCGAGAAAUCACUAGCUCUAUUUCCUGCUAAAUUUCAGAAAAGCAUGUGGAUAAAGCGAGGAAACUUUGUUGUAGUGGACGAGAGCGGAAAGAAAGAGGCUCUUGAAUCAGGAAGCAAGGUUGGUUGUAUUGUUUCUCAAGUACUUUUCUAUGAUCAACUCCGAGCAUUGAGGAAAUCUGCAGAAUGGCCUGAGAUUUUUAAAGAUGAUCUAAACGAAAGAGUCGCUGGACAACAAGAGAAUGAGACGGACACAAGCGAUGAUGAUGAUGAUGAUGGGCUGCCUCCAUUGGAAGCCAAUACAAACAGAUUGAGACCUUUUGAACCAGAAGAUUCAGAAUCCGAUUCAGAUAAUGAUGAUCAUUUUGUUGCCUCACAUAGUUCAACCAAAACUCUGUAAAAUAUGUUCUUGUACCAAAUCUAUGUACUGAGUAUUUCAAUAUUUAUUAAAGAAUCCAGUUCACAAACAA